CUUCCCUCGUUUCCUUCCCAUUUGCAGCAGCAUCACUCUCUUUGGUUAUCCAAUAUGGAGUCUCCUAGCAUUUCCAAGUUCACAAUUCCUCUCUCUUGCUUCUUUACGCUUUUACUGAUUAUUGCCACACUGAACCCUGUAUUUGCUUCGAAAGUUUGCAACUUUCCAGCAAUCUUUAACUUUGGCGACUCAAAUUCCGAUACUGGAGGAUUGUCUGCUACCCUCAGAAGAGCCACACCGCCUAACGGGGAGACCUAUUUUCACAGGCCUGCCGGAAGGUUCUCCGAUGGCCGGCUCAUAAUUGAUUUCAUUGCAAUGGGUGUUGGUCUUCCAUAUCUGAGUGCAUACCUUGAUUCCUUGGGAACUAACUUCACACACGGUGCAAACUUUGCCACGGCUGGAUCCACAAUCAGACUACCAUCCAGAAUUAUACCUGCAGCAGGUGGAUUUAGUCCCUUCUACCUCAAUAUCCAAUACUCACAAUUUGAGCAGUUCAAAGAAAGAUCACAGUUUAUAAGACGACAAGGAGGAAUAUAUGCACAUUUGAUGCCCAAGAAGGAUUAUUUUCCUAAAGCUUUAUACACAUUUGAUAUCGGUCAUAAUGAUCUUGGUGAGGGAUUCUUUGGUAACAUGACUGUAGAGCAAGUCAAUGCUUCUAUCCCCGAUAUUCUUGACAAAUUCUCUCUUAAUGUUAAGAAUAUAUAUAACUUGGGAGCUAGAUCAUUUUGGAUCCACAAUACUGGACCAAUUGGUUGCCUUCCCUAUAUUUUGGUCAAUUUUCCAUCAGCUCAAAGGGACAGCCAUGGAUGUGCAAAGCCUUAUAAUGAUGUAGCUCAGUCUUUCAAUCACAAGUUGAAGAAGGCCAUUGUUCAACUCAGGAUCGAACUUCCUACAGCUGCAAUCACAUAUGUAGAUGUCUACUCUGUCAAGUACUCUCUUUAUAGUGAACCACAUAAAUAUGGAUUUGAGCUUCCACUUGUUGCCUGUUGUGGGUAUGGAGGAAAGUACAACUACAGCAGUAGUGUUGAGUGUGGAGGAACAGUGACUGUGAAUGGAAGCAAAAUAUUUGUUGGUUCAUGUGAGCGCCCCUCGGUCAGAGUAAACUGGGAUGGAAUUCACUAUACUGAGGCUGCCAACAAGUUUGUCUUUUCUCAGAUUUCCACUGGAGCAUUUUCAGAUCCACCUGUACCCUUGAAAAUGGCAUGUCACCAAGUUUAAAUUUAUAUAUAUAUA
Messenger RNA from Juglans regia (Persian walnut), 1233 nucleotides. Its product is annotated as esterase-like. Gene Ontology annotation, molecular function: hydrolase activity, acting on ester bonds. NCBI's taxonomy places the organism in Eukaryota, Viridiplantae, Streptophyta, Magnoliopsida, Fagales, Juglandaceae. The coding region runs from base 55 to 1218 and encodes 387 amino acids. The record is from RefSeq and is a predicted model, not a curated record. The transcript is spliced from 5 exons.